Messenger RNA from Kalmanozyma brasiliensis GHG001, 2301 nucleotides. Its product is annotated as protein of unknown function DUF1604. NCBI's taxonomy places the organism in Eukaryota, Fungi, Basidiomycota, Ustilaginomycetes, Ustilaginales. Gene Ontology annotation, cellular component: nucleus. The transcript has a single exon. The coding region runs from base 1 to 2301 and encodes 766 amino acids. Gene Ontology annotation, molecular function: RNA binding. Gene Ontology annotation, biological process: mRNA processing. The record is from RefSeq and is a predicted model, not a curated record.
AUGGCAACCGAUCGUCUGAGGCGCAACCAGCGCGCCCUGUCACCAGACACCCUCUCGACCCUGACCACCUCCCUCUGCGUUAUCGGCACCCCCCUCCCCUCGCUGUCUUCCGCCAAGAAGGACCAAGAUGAACACAAGCCCAUCUGGCAGCAGGAAGCGCGUGAUGCUCAGGGACGGAGGCGCUUUCACGGCGCCUUCACCGGCGGCUGGAGCGCGGGCUACUUCAAUACGGUCGGGUCCAAAGAAGGGUGGACGCCAGGCAGCUUUCGCUCCAGCAGAAAGGAUAAGGGCAGAGCAGAGGAGAUGAAGGUUGUAGGAGGAAGAGUGGAGGACUUCAUGGACGAGGAAGAUCUAGAUGACUGGAAGCAGGUGCAGCGGGUCGAGGCGAGGCGCGGAGAGGAGGUGGGGUUGAAUCAGAUUGCCGGGCUGAGAGGGGGUGAGAAGGCUAAGGGGGACAGUUUGGAUGUGGACGGCGGUGGAGAUGAAGAGUUGGGGUACAAGCUGCUGAGGAAGAUGGGGUGGAAGGAGGGGGAAGAAAUGGGCUCGAGGGUGGACGAGAAGAAGAAGGGGAGGGUGGGGAGCUCAAUAGGUCGCUCUGAGUCGAUAGCGAGCUCGUCGAGAGUCACGUUGGAGCAUACGCACACAGUUCCCGUCAGAGCUACUCAUUCAUUGGCAACGCAGCAGCGCACAAGGAAAGGAUUGGGUUAUCAAGACGCCCCGACGCUCGCUCAGACGCUUUCGAAGACCCACGAAGCAGAACAAACGACAGGCGCAGUCGCACAAGCUGCCUCGGAAGAUGAGGAAGAUGUCUGGUCAGACGGCCGUCCCGUACUCUCCGGCUUCCAUCUGGCCCGUCAGCCACUUCCACCCGAGCCAUCCUUCCCCGCCUCACCAGUACCGCCAGGAUGGCAACCAGACCCAAACCGCGUCUGGUCUCGCUAUGACCCUCAACUCGACAGCAAGACCACCGUCAUGACGCCCUCGACGCGAGGGCAGCUGCUUGGAGAAGCAAAGAUUCCCGGUCCUCCGCCCAACAUCGCCGCCUUCCUCUCGGCUAAAGCGCAAGAACGGCUCGCUGCUCAGUCAAACGCCGCUCUGCCCUCAUCUGCGUCGCUACCAUCGCUGCAGUACGUGGAGUGCCCGCGACUCGAAGCAGUCACCGCCAAGCAGGCUCUGGUGGGUUUUGCACCCUUUGGCGUGGACGCUGCCAAGCAGAAUCGCUACGAGACGUAUCUCAAAGGUCAACUCGAGCCGGCGUCGGAGCGGGCGAUGCGGCUGCAGGUGCCUCGGGAGCUGACGGCCGAGCAAUUCUCCAACGAGCUUCGGGAGUUCGCCAAGAGCGCAUCGAUGUUCCGACCCAUGAGUGCGGCCAUCGCGAGUCGAUUCGCGCCGGCGAGCGCGGCAGUGAUGGAGCACGAGACGCGCGGGACGAGCAGCACGCCUGGCCUACGACAGCCCGCACCCGCUUCCUCGUCGACCGAUCUUCCAGAAGAACCCAUCGAGCCGCAGAGGCAGCUCUCGACAGCACAGCAGGCAGCCAAGAUGGGCAACUUUGGGCAUUUGACACGCACAAUGGAAACGUGGGCGCCAGAGAGGCUGCUCUGCAAGCGAUUUGGCGUGCCGGAGCCUGCGUCGACCCGCAAGCAAAGGGAUGAGGGGUUGGUGACAAAUGCGAGUUCAGCGACGAGGCCGGACCUGAAUGACGACCCGGAUCCGUUCUACGGCUCGAACAAGGUGGCGAGAUCCAAGUCGAUCCGGGUUUAUCAGCAUUGGGAGCGAAGCAAGGAGCAGCUCAAGGCGCUCGCUUCCGCUCCGACACCGCUGUCACUCGAUGCGGGGUUCUCUUCGCAAAACGCCUCCCGCACGUCGCUUACAUCCGAGGAGGCUAGCGAGGAGACCACUGUCGGUCUAGGCGACGACGAUCGACAGGGCCACGACACGCUCACCUACGUGAAGCCUUCGAUCGAUGUGUACAAGGCCAUCUUUGCUUCCGACGAAGAGACCUCUGGUGCGGAAGACGCCGAUUUGACGGCCAAGCCCAAGAUGCAGAACCCGGACGCUGGAGCAGGCGUGGUGUUUCAAGCGCGGUCGAAGCGCAAAGAUGCCGAACACGACGGAGGGAAGGGCGCAGCAGCGCAGACGCAAGGCGAGAAGAAACGCAAGAAGGAUAAGGCGGCGAAGAAGGCGCUGCUCACGUUUGACUUUGACGACGGUGAUGCGGAUGAGGGGGCGAUGGAGAAGCCAAGCGGAACAGCGAAGAGCAAGGUCAAGGCUCGAGUGAAGGCAUCGGAUCUGUUCUAG